This is a messenger RNA of Trichobilharzia szidati, 1254 nucleotides long. Lineage: Eukaryota; Metazoa; Platyhelminthes; Trematoda; Strigeidida; Schistosomatidae. The record is from the annotation of a GenBank genome assembly.
UGUUACCUGAAUUUAAGUGACAAAAUGAAUUAUUGCAUUUAUCUAUGGAUUGUAUUAAUUUAUAAUAUUGUUCUAUCUCAAACUGACGAAAUUUAUACAACCAUUUCUAGUCAAUCAUUAACGUGCAAUUCACUGCUUACAAAUAAUGUAUUACAAUAUCAUAUUAAACAGUUAUUAACUCAUUAUGGUAAAGAUAGUGAGUAUAAAAUUGGUUAUCCAAUAAAAUUUGGUGCUACUGAAUUCUUUGAUGUAAAGAUUAACGGUUUAUCUGAUGUUCAAUUCGCUGGACCUGUUGAUAUUGUUGACCUACCAUCAGGUGAUGUACACUUGAUAUUUACUCUACUAUUUGAUUAUCUUAUAAUAAAAGGUCAAAUGAAAAUGCCAGUGUUCAUGAGAAAAGUUCGGCCAGUAGAAAUUAAAAUGCAAUCAACUAAAAUAUUUUUAGAUUUACUACUCUCACAACCAAUGGACAGUAAUAAGAACAACUCUAAGAACUAUCAGCCUUUACCAGUCAGUGUGAGAAAAGUCACCGUGAUUCAUUGGAAUAAACUGAAAUUCGAUAGUAGAGGUUUCUUUACUAAAUUCUUUAAAAUGUUCAAUCGUCUUCGCAUGUAUGACAGUGUAAUCAAGCGUUCUAUUGAAAAGGAGAUUUAUCAACAAAUGGAAGGAUCAUUGAAAUCAUUUUUUGAAUAUUAAAUCGUUUAAUAUGAACUGAUCAAGAAAAUAAUGGGUAGUAAAUUAUAUCCAAUGCAAAUUUCCGCUAAAUCUCUCUGUCUUCCAUUUCAGUCUUUAAACGUAUAAAAAUUUCAAUUUCCUUCAAAAUAAAGUAUUUUUAAAUUAUUUCUCACUAUUGUGAAGCUAAAUUUAUCAAAUUUCUGGAUGUUUUACCUCCGUUCUACUCAGAAGUUUUCUUAAUGCCUCUGAGGACAUUGAAUUGUGAUAUGCGAUAGAUUUCUAUGGGGAGGUGAAUUUAACACCAUCUAAAUUUUAUCUAGAAACUACUCUGAUCUUUUUUGACACAUACUGAUGUCUAAUAUUGUUACACUGAUUGUAUUUCACUCAUGAAAUGGUUUUAAAAGUAAUGAUUAACAGCAAUUAAAACGUUUAUUUUUGAUAGCAAGUUAAUAUCUUUCGUGAUUGAAAAAUAAAUUAGUUAAAAUAUUUUAUACUACUUUAAGUAGUUAGAUCUAACAACAUGAAAAUUAUAGACUUUAUGUUUGGAAUAUUUUGAAGUACUUGAAUACAUGUUUAAGG